CGCCCGCGGCGGGCGCGCGCACCUCCCUCCGCCCCCACCUGGCCGUACCGGCGGCACAAUGGCGGCUUCCGUACCCCCGCCACGGCCCGUCACCCACCUGCUCUUUGACAUGGACGGCCUGCUUCUUGAUACCGAACGGCUCUACUCACUGGUGUUCCAAGAAAUAUGUGACCGCUAUGGAAAGAAAUACAGCUGGGACGUGAAGUCCCUCGUUAUGGGAAAAAAGGCACUGGAGGCGGCACAGAUCAUAAUAGACGUCCUGCAGCUACCGAUGUCCAGAGAGGAGCUGGUGGAGGAAAGCCAGACGAAGUUGGAAGAAGUGUUCCCCAAGGCUGGUCUGAUGCCAGGCGUGGAGAAACUCAUCCACCACCUGCAAAAGCAUGGUGUGCCCUUGGCCGUUGCCACCAGCUCUGGCCGCACAUCGUUUGAGAUGAAGACCAGCAGACACAAGGAGUUCUUCAGCUUGUUUGACCACAUCGUUUUGGGGGAUGACCCCGAAGUGAAGAAUGGGAAACCAGAUCCCGACAUAUUUCUAGCCUGUGCGAAGAGAUUUUCUCCUCCUCCUCCCAUGGAGAAGUGCCUCGUGUUUGAAGACGCUCCCAACGGCGUGGAGGCGGCCCUUGCAGCCGGCAUGCAGGUGGUCAUGGUUCCAGAUAGGAACUUGCGCCGACACCUGACGUCCAAGGCCACCCUGGUGCUGGAUUCCCUGCAGGACUUCCAGCCCGAGCUGUUCGGUUUGCCGCCCUUCGAGUGAGCGGCCCGCCAUGCCUCCCUGGGCACCACGGGUGACCCAUGGCACCUGAGCGGUCCUUCCAGCCCGUGAGGUCGGACUUCUAGCCCAUGUGGGCUCGGCCUCCCCUGACGAGUGCUGAAACCUCAACAUCCCAGCUGAGAGACAGUAAAGCAGACACAGCCCAGAACAGAGACCGAAACGCUCAUUUGCAUAAUCAUAUGGGAAUGAUCAUUCGGUGUUACUGCAUUUGAAUAGUCACGUAAUAGUCAUAUGUGGCAAAUACACAUACACGUGCUUGUGUGUGAGUGCUCGUGCAUGUGUGUACGUAUGUGCCUGUGUAUUUAUACAUACUUAUGCAUAUAUAUGUAAAAUACUUCCUUUCCCAAGACAAAAUUAAGUUCUGUUUGUGUUCAUUUCUUUUCCUUUUCAGUUUUUCUAAACCCUGGCUAGAAAAAGUUAAAUAUGUGUACAUAUAUCUAUAUACUUACAUAUGUAUGUAUAUAUAUGUAUGUACACAUAGAUUAUAUUUGUAUACUUCCUAUACAACUUCACUUUUUUAAGUGUUGGUGUUAAUGUGUCAUAGCAGCUGAUAGGAGUCAGAUCAUAGCUGCAUUUCAUUUGCAAUCAGUGGAAACGCCGUGUCAUGGACGAGCCCUGAGAAAUCAUUCUCCUUAUUAGCAAAAUGGACCAUCUUUCUGUGCCCUCGAAACCUCUCUGUGGACCUCCACUCAGAGGGCCACUCUGAACCGUGCCAUCGGCAGUUUGUUUUCAGUAUGAAGAUAACUGUGGCCUGUAUCUUACUUAUAUCUGCGUGCAUGUCCACAUUUGAGGAUGUGGUUUCCACCUCACAAAAAACCAUCCCCCUCCUCUAAAAACAGACAUAUAUUUCUAACACAGCCUUUGAUGCAAAUAUAAUUUGAAUCCAGAAUACAUACCUAGUGUGACCGAGAGCCUUAUUAACACAUUUCUGGGAUCAUUUACCCGACAACAUUACACUUUGGCAGUGAAUUCCUUUUACUGGAUUUGCUCGGCCUUUUGUAGUGGGAACGUUGAGAAAGGCAUUGGAAUAUUGGAAGAACACAUUCCCUGGGUGCACCCUGCCUGCUGAUGUUUCACUGAUUGUCGUGGAGCUAACUUCCAACUGGGAGUGGUAGCAAAGUCAUGGUAAUGAAUGCGAAUGUGCCCAGUGUUGGUCGUCCGUUGAUGGUUGCCUCUGGCUGUUGAUCAGUUUUAUAUAUUCAGCAAGUUCAUUUCAGCAUUAUUGAUCACCAGCGUAUGGGUCUGUUCUCUUCCGUUGUCCCUCAGGCUGGUUGUAACAUCUUACUGGAUCCCUCACCAGUUAAUUGAGUUGAAUAAAAUCCUUGACAUCAGUUCA
Callorhinus ursinus (northern fur seal) is the source of this 2108-nucleotide messenger RNA. RefSeq names its product pseudouridine 5'-phosphatase (gene PUDP). NCBI's taxonomy places the organism in Eukaryota, Metazoa, Chordata, Mammalia, Carnivora, Otariidae. The record is from RefSeq and is a predicted model, not a curated record. Gene Ontology annotation, molecular function: phosphatase activity.